AUGGCGUCUUCAUCUCAGUUUAAGCAGUUAGAGAAACUGGGAAAUGGAACUUACGCGACUGUUUAUAAAGGACUGAACAAAACAACCGGCAUCUAUGUGGCACUGAAAGAAGUCAAACUUGAUUCUGAAGAAGGAACUCCGUCAACUGCGGUUCGUGAAAUAUCACUAAUGAAAGAGCUCAAGCACGAAAACAUAGUAAGGCUCUAUGAUGUAAUUCACACCGAAAACAAGCUUACGCUGGUUUUUGAAUUUAUGGACAACGAUCUUAAAAAGUACAUGGACUCGCGUAUCGUUGGUAAUACGCCGUAUGGAUUCGAGAUGAGCUUGGUCAAGUACUUCGAGUGGCAGCUAUUGCAAGGUGUCGCAUUCUGCCAUGAAAACCGCAUUUUGCACCGUGACCUUAAGCCCCAAAAUCUACUUAUUAAUAACAAGGGACAGCUGAAACUUGGAGACUUCGGACUUGCUAGGGCUUUCGGGAUUCCGGUAAACACCUUUUCCAGCGAAGUUGUGACUCUGUGGUACCGUGCCCCUGACGUAUUGAUGGGCUCACGAACAUAUUCGACAUCGAUCGACAUCUGGUCCUGCGGCUGCAUCCUUGCAGAAAUGAUCACAGGGAGACCACUCUUUCCCGGAACUAAUGAUGAAGAACAAUUGAAACUGAUUUUUGAGACCAUGGGCACUCCUACAGAACGGACUUGGCCAGGAGUUUCAACCCUGCCAAAAUAUAAUCCUCGGCUGCCACAGCAUCUUCCUAAGGAUCUUGGGGCUCUUCUGCAAAGCCAAACACGAGAGAAGAUGGAGCUAACUUUAAUUGAUCUCUUGUACGGUCUUUUACAGUUAAACCCAGACAGAAGGCUGAGCGCAAAACAAGCACUAAACCACCCAUGGUUCGCUGAGUACUAUCAAUAA
Lachancea thermotolerans CBS 6340 is the source of this 909-nucleotide messenger RNA. It is a transcript of the gene PHO85, whose product is annotated as cyclin-dependent serine/threonine-protein kinase PHO85. Lineage: Eukaryota; Fungi; Ascomycota; Saccharomycetes; Saccharomycetales; Saccharomycetaceae. Gene Ontology annotation, biological process: protein phosphorylation. Gene Ontology annotation, molecular function: ATP binding; cyclin-dependent protein serine/threonine kinase activity. Bases 1 to 909 code for a protein of 302 amino acids. Gene Ontology annotation, cellular component: cytoplasm; nucleus. The record is from RefSeq and is a predicted model, not a curated record. The transcript has 2 exons.